Purpureocillium takamizusanense is the source of this 1105-nucleotide messenger RNA. RefSeq lists its product as uncharacterized. NCBI's taxonomy places the organism in Eukaryota, Fungi, Ascomycota, Sordariomycetes, Hypocreales, Ophiocordycipitaceae. Gene Ontology annotation, molecular function: carboxy-lyase activity; hydrolase activity. Gene Ontology annotation, biological process: secondary metabolic process. Bases 152 to 910 code for a protein of 252 amino acids. The transcript has 2 exons. Gene Ontology annotation, cellular component: cytoplasm. The record is from RefSeq and is a predicted model, not a curated record.
GGCCGCGAGCUCACUGCCUCCUCUCGUCGUCGACGUGUGGGCCAAUCCAACAGGGCUCCACAUCCCCGAGGUGCAGCGGCUGUUUGAGCAGAGCCAUGCCGACCCGUCGCUCUCCGCGCGGCGGCUCCGGCCCGACGAGCUCAUCGCGCUCAUGGACGAAGCGGGCGUGUCGCAAAUCUGCCUCGCGGCGUGGCACCGGCCGGGGCAGACGCUCUUCUCCAACGCCGCCGUGGCCGAGUACACGCGGGCGUACCCGACGCGCAUCGUGGGGCUCGCGUCGGUGGACCUGCAAGGCGACCCCGUGGCGGCGGUGCGCGAGCUCGAGCACUACGUGCGCGUCGAGGGCUUCAAGGGCCUGCGCGUGGUGCCGUGGCUCUGGAACCUGCCGCCGACGGACGCGCACUACUGGCCGCUCUACGUAAAGUGCGUCGAGCUCGACGUGCCCUUUUGCACGCAGGUCGGGCACACGGGGCCGCUGUGCCCGAGCGAGGUCGGACGGCCGAUCCCGUACGUCGACGAGGUGGCGCUCAAGUUCCCGGACCUCAAGAUCGUGUGCGGGCACGUCGGGUACCCGUGGACGGCGGAGAUGGUGGCCGUGGCGUGGAAGCACGCCAACGUCUACAUCGACACGAGCGCCUGGUCGCCGCGCUACUACCCGCCGGAGCUGACGACGUUUGCCAGCACGACGGGGCGCGCAAAGGUCAUGUUUGGGACCAACUUUCCGCAGCUGGGGUGGAAGGCGUGCGUCGAUGGGGUCUACAGGCACCACGGGGGGCGGGGGACGCUCAAGGAGGAGGUGCUGGCCGACUUUAUGGGGGGCAACGCUAGGAGGGUGUUUAAGCUGCCCGACGUGGCCUCCACGGAGGAGAAAAAGACGACGACGACGUCGACGACGCAGUCAAGGCUUUGACGAUGGGGAGAAGCGGGCGGGUGGAUGCAGGUUAUUGCUGUUGACAGUUGGACGACACGAUGGACGGCGGCGUUCCCCUCAGGUCCCCUUACCGAGGCAUUGCGCCCUACUUGAGUCUGUCAGUCGUUAUUGCGAUGUGACGAAAUGAGCACUCGCUUUUGUUAUCAUUCUGCAAGGGAACCAAGUGAAAAGAAG